This is a messenger RNA of Linum trigynum, 5725 nucleotides long. The record is from the annotation of a GenBank genome assembly. NCBI's taxonomy places the organism in Eukaryota, Viridiplantae, Streptophyta, Magnoliopsida, Malpighiales, Linaceae.
AAAUUUUGUGAAGGCUCAUUCGUGUAUCUCAUCUUGGCUAUGCCUUUUAAGGAUUUAUGAAGUUUUUAUUAUUAUGAAAUGAUGAUUUAUACAAUCACAAGUGCUCUCAAAUUGUGGUGUUGUCUAAUAAGGAGUGAUAUGUGUGGUGAAUGGUAUCAAAUACACUAAAUCUGGAUGUUUUCUAUAAAAAAAAAAACUAAAUCUGGAUAUUUCUUUUUUUAAGUAGUCCAAAAAAUUCAGAUCUAAUGGUGGAGAAUUAAAGUCACUUUUAUUUUUCCUUGCUUUUUAAUCGGCUCAUAUCUUUUUCUUUUAACUUGGAUUUCAAUUUUUUUGCACAGAUGGAACGAGUUCGUUGUACUCUACAAAAUGAGAUACAUUUUCAAUAUUUUUUGAGAAAUUUUUUUUGCCUCUCGUUACCAACUGCAUACCAUAUGGCAUCUUCUUCGUUUUUAAGUCGUUUUUGAAAUUUUUUGCACAGAAGGAACGAGUUUAUCCUGAUCUAUUAGAUCUACAAAUUUCCGGGUGAACAAAAUAUAUGACCAAAAAAUACCACACAAUACCACCCUGGUACGGGGUGCUAUCUUUUGGUUACACAAUGUUGAAAGUAGUAAAUGACCAUCAAUAUACUCCUACUAUCAUGUAUUCAACCAUCCUACAGUUCUGGUAUGUUCAUACUACCACGAUACGCUUGUUAUCAUAUGGUAUGCUCUUAUAUCAACAACGUCUCAAUUUUUUUGUUCAAAAAAUAUAUCAAAGUGGAUAUCAUUUUGAAGAGCAUAAUUAAUAUGAUCUAACUGUGCAUAAAAAUAAAAUAAAAUUCCGACUUAAAAGGAGUGAGAAAUCAUUCGUUAAAGAUUAAGGGGAAAAAAAUUAAAGACUUUUCAGGAGAGAGAAUGAGCCAUGAUGUGACAAAUUUUGAUUGGGUUACUUAUGGUUACUCAUGGUUACUAGGGGUGAACAAACACACCCGCGAACCGACCCACCCAUCCAACCUGACCCAAGCCACCCGUAUUUAUCGCUAAAAUGAAGGUUUUGGGUUGGGUGAAGGUUUUCUUUUGUACAACCCGCCUCUUUUAGGUUGGGUUCAGAUUUUGGAUUAUACAACUGUAGAACCCCCAUGGUUGUCAUGCCGGUGGCAUGCCACCCGGUUGAACCUGGUUGAACCUUUGCCGGUCAUGAAACCGGCAUGACACCACCGGUAUGAUUGACUUACGUAUUCUAAGCAAAUUAACAUCAUUUUAAUGAAUUUAAUUAAUAUAAAAAUUAAUUUAUCAUUCAUUUUAUGAAUUUAAUAGUUAAAAGUUGAUGAUAUUUGUUGGAUUGUAACUUAAUUGUUCACAAAUAUGUUUUAUAUAUGAUUAAAUAAAUUGGAUAUUAAUUGUUUUUACACUUUUUUAAACCGGCAUGAACCAGCACAAACUGGUUAUACCACUGGUCAUACCAUUCCACUUGCCAAACCGGCACAACGGUAUAAAUCGGUUUGACAACCUUAACCCGACACAAACCGUGUUCCAACUAUUGUUAUGUGUUCGUAUCCAAAAAAUAUUUAUGUCGUAUAUAUAUAGCCAUACUUAUGACAAAGUUAAGAUAUUUCGCCAUGUUUUUCUCUCAUGGUCUCGCUAAUCUAAUGCAUUCUUUGGCUUAAAGUUUAGACAUAAAUUUUGAUAUAACUAUGAUUCAAAUAAUCCUUUUUCUUGUGUACAAUUUUAAUAGAAUAACACAUUAUGGAUGCGUUGUUUAUCACCUUUUUAGCCUAUUUCAACAAAUAUCGUGAAAAAACUAGACAUAUGUUGAAGUAAAUCACAUUUUAUUAAAAUUCAAACAACAUAUGUGAAUUUUGAUACCUUUCACCUCGAUUUAUUCGUAUGAAAUUUUAAUUAGUUAUAAAAUACUUUUAUGGUGUAGAUAAUUACAUAUUUUGUGUUCGGUUGAGUUUUUACUUAAAAAUAUCGUCAACCCGACCCAACCAAAUUAGAAACAAACCGUAGAGUUUAAUUAUUUUUUCUUCGGAUUUUGGUUUAAUAUUUCCGAAACCUUAGUGCAUGUGUCGGAUAAUUAAAAUAACUAAACCCGGAACACCCGUACCAUUUACACUACUCAAACUGCCCCCCUCUCUCUUUUGGUUUCGGAUUCAGGAUAAACACGCAGCAACUAUAUUAUCAUAAAUUAGUUUGCUUGAGGAAUUUAACUUUCCGCGCUACUAAAUUCCUGUCCUUCAAUUAACCCAACAGAUCAAUUCUCAUCGUACUCAGCAAGUGUUGGCGGCGAGAUCUGGUGAACACGAUGAUGAGGAAGGAAGAAUUCAGAGUAGGAGGAACAGAACAAGGUCACGGUUGGAGUGAGUUACCUGGGGAGCUGCUGACCCUGAUCGAGCAAAGGUACUUAAUCCAAUUAAAGCAUGCAAUCCGUUUUCGAGCAGUCUGUAAGCCAUGGAGGAAAACCCUCGCCGAAUUGCAGCCUCUUAUGUUCCGUCAAUCAUUCUCCUCGCCGUUGCUGAUGUUGCCCUACUGCAACGACGACGACCACCAAAAUGAGGGUUGCGGCAGCCAGGAAUUACAAUGCCGCCGCCUUCUGGACUUGUCCCACGGCCAAUAUCACCACAUUGACUUUGUGCAAGGCUUCGAGAAAACGAACUGCCGUGGAUCAGGAUUUGGAUGGUUGUUUAUGUUGCAGCUCCCAGCCCCGGUGUUGUUGAACCCUCUUACAGGUAAACAAAUCUCACUGCCACCCUUCACUUCUUUACCGGACGUUUUGCAGUAUAACCCGGAACGAGUUGGGGGUGAAUUUGUUCUGCAACAUCCUGAUGGCGAUAGAGUAAGAGUAGGGAAUAGGCGGCUUGGGCUCAACUUCUUGAGAGUAGUUGCAAUGUCAGCUGAUCCAACUACAUCGGAGGAGGAUAGCAGUUGCACCCUAAUGGCCAUUCGUACUAACGAAGGCCGGGAUUUAGUGUACUGCAAGCCCGGUGGGGAUAGGUGGACAUUGAUUCCCGAUCCUGAACGCAUCUCAGCCUCGUGUAACAGCAUUGUGUUUUGGAGGAAUCGAUUUCAUGUCGUUGAUUGCCAUGGCAAUGUCUUGCGCUGUGAUAUUGAUAAUCCUGCUGCUCCCACCAUAUCUUGCCUGGUUGCUGCUGGUGUUUCUGUUGCUUCCCCAUUCACGUACCUGGUUGUUGGUCCAGAUGAUGAGUUGAUCAUGGUUAUCAAAUCCGUGAGAUAUGAAUUCGACGAUGAGGAUGCUCCACCUGCUGCUGAAGGCGGCUAUGGAUCGAGUGGUCAUCACCAUGAGGAUGCUGGUCAUCAUGAGGAUGUUGGUCACCAUGAAGCUGCAUAUCACAACGAGGAUGUAGGUGGUGGUGAUGAUCAUCAUGGGGAUGUUGGUCACCAUGAAGCUGCAUAUCACAACGAGGAUGUCGGUGACGAUGAUGAUCAUCCUGAGGAUGUUGUUGGUGACCAUGAUGAUGAUCAAGAUAGUAUUCUAGAUUUCACUGAUGGUGAAUUGGAUGGGGAGGCGGACUUGGAGAGUUAUUGGUCGCAAGAUUUCAUGGUCUGCAGGCUCAAUGAAGAUACAUAUCAUUGGGAUAGGGUUCAAAGCCUUGGUGAUUUUGCAUUUUUCUUGGGUAGUAAUGCUUCUAGUUGUGUUUCUACCAGAGAUUAUCCGGGGCUUAAAUCGAACUGCAUUUAUUUCACAGAUGAUUACAUUGCGAAGCAUGUACCAGGUCGGCUUGGUGGUCAUGAUAUGGGCAUUUUUCAUCUCAGUGAUGGUACAGUUGAACCAUUUUGUUGCAACGGCUUGUAUAAACCUUCUUUGAUUUGGUCGCCGCCCGUGUGGAUUUUACCAUGAAAGAUUUUGUUUGUUUGGCUCGGUGUGUAUUUGUUUUCUAUUUAUCCUUCCCUCCUAGAAAUUGAAGGUCGUGCUUCCCAGCAGCAUGGUGUACGUGUUUGUGUUGUAUCGAAGUCCAUUUUUAUUGUUAAUAAAAAUAAUUUAAUUGUAUAUGUAUUUGUCGCAGUGGCAUGGGCUCUCUGCUCUCAAAAUUGGAUUGACAUCUUCCUAGAUAUCCUUGUAAAACAUUUCACUGAUCAAGGCUCAGAUCACCGUGCUUUGCUCCUUUCAGACAAGCCUUAUAUCCGUAAUAGCCGGCCGUUAUUCCGUUUCGACGCCCGCUAGGUUGACAAUCCUGAAGUGAAGGCUAUGGUCACCUACGUUUGGCAGGAGGAAAUCCCAGGGACGCUUAUGUAUCAGUUGUGGGAGAAACUUAAGAAACUCCGUCAUUUGCUUUACGACUGGAGCAGGGCGAGUACUACUAAUUCUCUCCGCAAUAUAAAAGCUAUUCAGGCAGAAAUUGACAGGGUCAAACUGGUUUUCCCGAUUGAGUGGGAUACUGUGAAGACCCCGGGAACAAUUUUGAAUAGACAGUGGGAGGCGGAAGAAGUCUACUGGCAACAGAAGUCGAGGGUCCGUUGGUUUAAAAAAGGGGAUAAGAACUCUGCGUAUUUUCAUCCGGUAACAAGAGCUCGUCGUAAACAAAAUUUUGUAGCGGGCCUUCGUAAUGAUGCUGGUGAGUGGAUAACGGAAGAGGGAGGUAAGGCAAAUAUUGCCACAGACUUUUAUUGAUCUCUCUUUUCCUCAGAAAAUCAGGUGCCUAACAUGGGGGAACGGGUAGCCAUGCUACCAAUAGAACAUAGAGUCACUGAUGAAAUGAAUGUCAGUCUCACAUCGGUGGUCCUUCCUGAGGAAGUAAGGAGGACGGUCUUCUCCAUGAGUUCGAAACAGGCACCGGGCUCUGAUGGCUUCACGGGAAGUUCUUCAAAUCGUUCUGGGAUAUUGUCGGGGAGUCAUAGCCGCUGUUUGUUCAUUCUUCUCCACUGGUAGAAUGCUCUGCAGCUUCAAUCAUAUCUGGCUGACAUUAAUCCCGAAAGUUGACAAUGUUGAGAACAUGAGGCAACUCCGCCAUAUUAGUCUGUGCCAAUUUGUUUACAAGAUACCCAGAUUACGGCCGAGAGACUGGCUGGCUUGUUACCUCAUAUUGUUUCUGAAGGUCAUAAUGCCUUCAUUCGUGAACGCCAGAUUGUGGAAAAUGUCCUUCUAGGUCAUGAAUUGAUGCAUUACUUGAAAAUCAAAACGCGAGGAAAGAAGGUACAUGGCUAUGAAGGUUGACAUGGAAAAUGCCUAUGAUAGAGUCGAAUGGCCUUUUCUCCUUGCGGCUUUGGACAAGUUGGGGGUUUAAUUCAACCUGGCAAGGGUGGAUACAUGAGUGUCUUAGAUAGGCUUCGUUUUCAGUCCUGAUAAAUGGCACUCCCAAGGGUUUCUUCACUUUCUCGAGAGGACUCCAGGAGGGGGAUCCGUUGUCACCCCUCCUGUUUGUGCUUUGCAUGGAGGGGUUUGCCGCCCACCUCCGGAAAGUUAUUUCGGAAAAGAAAUUGGAAGGAGUCAAGGUUGCCCCUCGGUCUCCUCGUAUCUCACACUUGUUCUUCGCGGAUGAUUCAUACUUAUUCCUACGGGGUCGCUUCAAGAAUGCGAAAACUUGAUUCUGGUGCUAAAUGAAUACGAGGAGCUCAGCGGCCAGAGGGUUAACCUGGCCACGUCAGCAGUCUGCUUUAGCAGAAAUAUUAUUGUCCCGGAUAAGGAGUUCAUAGCUCAAAUCCUGGGUGUGGUACAAUAGGGGUUCACGAUAAAUACUUGGGGCUGCCUACCCUGAUCCCCCGGUCAAAAAUAGAUACUUUUAGGUAUU